Molecule: messenger RNA, 5576 nt
Organism: Physcomitrium patens
Lineage: Eukaryota; Viridiplantae; Streptophyta; Bryopsida; Funariales; Funariaceae
Biological process (GO): Mo-molybdopterin cofactor biosynthetic process; regulation of DNA-templated transcription
Cellular component (GO): nucleus
Molecular function (GO): DNA-binding transcription factor activity, RNA polymerase II-specific; RNA polymerase II cis-regulatory region sequence-specific DNA binding
Source: RefSeq, a predicted model, not a curated record
UGAGUUGAGUUGGAUAAUGGUGCGUUACGUAGUGGGCGUGGGAGGAUGGGCAGGGCGGCACGCUGCACAUCCUUAACCCUCGAAACUGUCACAAUUCGCGCCCGAUCAGCGUCGUGCUCUUCUUGUCUUGCCACUGCCCCUGCUGCUGCUGCUCCUGCUGCGGCCUCGCUCGCGCACAGGCGGCGGACUUGGGUAUGGCUGCUACUGCUGCUGCAGGGAAGCUGAACUGACGCCCUUUUUUCUGGCCGUGCUUUGCCUUGGCUUCUCUCGGCUGUUUUCUCAGCUUGUCCUCUAGUCUCCUCUCUCUCGCUGGUCUCCGAAGACUUAGUACAACGCUAGCUUCGCAAGCUGUUGAGACCGGCGCUCUCUUGCGAUGGGUUUAAUAGUACAAGGAGUGUGUUUCUGUGAUCGUCGCUUUUCUCGAUCCUCAUAAUUGAGUUGUUGGUGCGAUCUUCGGUUUCAGCGACGAGUUCUUCAACGGUUUAGUGGAGCGGGUGCUUCUUCGCAGAGAGUGCAGACUGUGAGAGGCAGUUUGGGUGGCUAGUAGCGGCGCGCUGCUCAUCGUAGAACAUGAUUUCGUGGGAUCUUCUUGAGGAGUGAAGGACCUGGAUGGAGGCGCAGUCAGCCGGAUCAGGUGCUCCUCGUGGGGAUAAUAGAGCUGUGGCAAGGGCUCUUUAGAGUGGAAAGCAUGUGUUCUAAUGGAGAGUAGUGGUGAACUCCCGUUCUUCCCGGGUGUGGCUAGAAUGAGCACCACCUAAGUGUCUUGGGAGGUCCUUCUUCAAGGCUCGCUUUCGCAUUUUCUGAAUCUUUAACGAGGACGGGAGCGUCCAGAAGUAGUGCAUGAGCGGUAGUGACCAAAGAAACUGGUCUUUGGAUUAUCUCAGUUGUCGAGUGCAAAGUGAGCGCGGCUGAUCCGUCCCGGUCUACCAUGCGGUACUAAGUUCCGGGGCUAGGAGCUAGGGAUGCUCGCAGGAUUUCAGAUUAUGCCUAUCAGAUGGAGCUAUUCUCAUGACACUUCUGCUGCUGACAGAUUUUCGACAAGUUUAGUUCUUACUGUGCAAGCCAUGAAAACGAGCUCGUAGAGCAUCGUUCGAUAACAAUGACACUAGAGGACGAAGGGGGAGGAACCAGCGGCUGUGGUGGAAGCUGACAAUAUCAUGUAGUCUGUCGAGGAAUUAAGUGCUUACAAUGGGACUUUUCCAGUGGGCCGAUAAAGAGAAAGUGAAGACGUGAAGAAAGGGAGGAAUUGAGGUUAUCCUGGGGGGAUUGGGAUUAUCUCUUGGCUGUGGAAGAGUGGGACAGUGGCAGAUAGGGAGAACAGCAAUACAUUUCUCAAGCAGUAGAUUAGGAAGUGAUUUCUCCAUGAGGUAAAGCAUCAAUGCAGGGUUCAAUGACACACAAAGACAUCAGUGGAAUGUUUACAAAUGCUGCCCCAUCACCGUCUGGCCCGUUGUCACCUAGAGCCGGCUCGGCAUUAAGUCCGGGUGGGCCUUACACGGUAGAUAUCAGGAUGCAACUAUCGGUGAGCGAUACCAAGUUCUCCGGAAGCAGCACCAAUGUCGACGUACUAGCAACUCUUGGCGGCAGCUCCGAGGCCACAGCUUUGAAUAAAUCCCAAAGCGUGGGAAGCUCUCUUCAGAACCAAAACCUCAGUCAGUUACUCCGUUCAGCACCAGGGUAUGGCGCCUCCUCUGCCGACCAGCAGCAUGGUGCAACAUCCAACUUUACCAAGUCGGUCGGAAUGGAGUCGGAGACGCUGGCCAUGCUGCAGCGACAGCAGCAUGCUGCAACAUCCAACUUUCCGAAGUUGGUCGAAAUGGAGUCGAAGACGCUGGAUAUGCUGCAGCGGCAGCAGCAACAACAGCAAGCAUCAAUUCAUCAGCAUCAAGAGUAUGAGCAUCAGGGGAACAACUCAGUUGAGGGGUUAAUCUACGACAUUUCUGCCGAGACGUCGUCUGGUUGUAGAAGAAGGCGGAUACGGGAUUGGAGCAGUGACUUUCAGGAGAGGUGCUCGCAAGUCAAUUUGGAGGAUUGGGCAUCUCCACGUAGUACUGAUGGAGAGGAGCACAUCAGUCUGCAUAUGCACGACCAAUGGAACACUACGAAAAAUCAUGAGCUCGCCACUGCACUUCAAGAUUGUGCUCCUACCACCAUCAGAAGCAAAAAGGCCAAGGUCCUGAAGCUACAGCACCACCCGCGGGAGGAUCCAAGAUGUAUAGUGAUGUCUUCACCGGUUAGUGCAUCUCAAGAUAAGUGUAGGACCAACAGCGGUACCACGUGGGAAAUUCACCUGCAACAGUGGAACGGCAUGCAAAGAUCAUCGAAACUAGGGGCCGUUGCAACCGGGAAGCAUGCAGAAGCCGGGAGCGCGAGUCCUGAGGGACACGGAUCAAUCUCAUUGGGUGCUCCACACGUACUUGUGGAUCUCGACGAUGAAAAGAAACUUACAGAAAUCCACUCAGAAGAAGCUAGAAUAAAAUCAUCUGUGUCCAUGACAAGGAGCUCGGAGGACAAUAUGAAGAGCUUACAAGAAACUCACAGGAAUAUUGACCUCCAUCAUCCAAAUCCUUGCAGAGUUGCUGGCGCUGGGAUAAGCUUUGAGAUGGGCUCCAAUACUUUCUUAUCGAAUGGAAUGACAAAAUCAUACGAGACUCGGGAGUUGCCAAAUCAGCUCUGCUCUGGCAAUGGUUACGUCGGUGGGUCCGCUUUCACUGGGAUGGAAGCAUGGCCGCAAGGAGGAGGAGGCGCAAACGACUAUUUAUUGCACACGAGCGCUGCACACAUAGCUCAUCUGCUCGACUUUCAAAUACAAGAGAACCAACGGCAUCUGAAACAGGGCAUUCUGAACUACCUUCCUGACGACUACAUGAGUGGAUCAAGGCUCGCAGACACGGUCGACUAUGAGACAGGGCUACGGACGGGUUCAUCUGGUGUUAACCUGCAGAAGAAUGGGUCAUCGCUCUGCUACAGUGACUUGAGCAUGUUACCAGGACAGGAAUUUGCCGCAGCUAAUGAUACCCUCCUGGAUUCUCGAUGUAGUUCUGAUGAGCAUCUUGAAGCUAGAGCUGCGUACGAGAUGGCUCGAACUGAGCAACAUCAAGCUGGUCUUCUCAGCAAGAGCGGCUUCAAGCGUUCAUCUAAAGGAGGUCCUCGUCGGCCAAACAUCAUCAAAGGGCAAUGGAGUCCCGAAGAAGAUAGUAGGUACUUGGUGGGCCUGGUGGAAAUGCAUGGACAACAGCGCUGGUCGCUUAUUGCCACACAGUUGCCGGGCCGUAUUGGAAAGCAGUGUCGAGAGCGCUGGCACAAUCAUCUCCGACCUGACAUUAAGCGAGACGGAUGGAACACGGAGGAAGAGGAAGCUCUAGUGUCAGCUCACAACAAACUCGGUAACCGUUGGGCAGACAUCGCCAAGAUGAUUCCUGGUCGCACAGAGAAUGCCAUCAAAAAUCACUGGAACGCCACCAUGCGACGGAAAGACAUGCGACGCAAGCACAGGAGGGUAACGGACGGAUCCUCUGACAGUUUAGAAGUUGUUCCGCGCUGCACAAUUCUGCGCGAUUACCAGCAAAAAGUGGUUGCUCAGCGAGGUGGGCGAAAGGGCAAGGUGCUCAAGUCUCUCGCCACUAUCGACAAUGAAAGCCGCUUCAACGAAGGCAACCGCAAUGACACACAAUCUCGUACUUCUGAAUUGGGUUCUCCGCAUCUGACAUGCGAUUCCCCUUCUGGCUGGAUGUCCAACGAGACUGAAAAGCUCUCACUUCCUGCACGCUUUUUGGAAAUGAGCACCACAGAACCUGAUCACACCAUCGUGGACAUGAAAAUUCGCGCAAGCGAUUCGCAAAAAGAAUGUGACAGGUCACGAACAACAACGCAUCAUGCGAAGGGCCUAGCACAAGACAAUCCAUUUUCCCUAGCGAGGUCUGUGGGUUUCGAGGCAUCCUCCGCAAAUCCCACAAAAUCACUCGUUUCUAUUUGGGGUCAAGGAGCAGGGAGCUAUUCAAGACCCCCUGUGACUUUUUGGGGUGGUGAACAGUGGGAAGGAGCCGGCUCAGAGGUUUUCUAUACAGAACCGGCUGCCUCGGAUAGAGUAGAGAAUGAUGAUGCGGCUGUUUGGGUGACUCAAAUCAAUGUACCUGAUUUCGAUGUCACACCACGAUUCUCAGAUGCUGCCCCUGUCUAUCAAAGCUCAGAUAUACGAAACCUCAAGGUCACGGAUCAGACCAUGACUUUUCAGCUUGGAACCCUAGACCAAAUUGUGAACGGCAGCUCCAGGAGCACCAGUAGCCCCCCACCUCUGCUUCCUGACUCCCUCGACGUAGAAGCAGCAUCCUCUCAAUCCACACAAAUUUUGCAACAGGGAAAAAGCACGUUUACAAACAAGGAUUUGUCUACCCAAGCGUAUCUUCCUUUAAAUGCGACUUGUAGUACACUCCAAGGCAGUGACCAUUUCCAGACUUCUGUAGUGCUGGAGAAGCACGUUGACAACGCAUCGGGUGCAGCAGAAAGUGUCGUUAACUUCGAGCGCACAGGGAUUCAGAAUGCAGGUGACAAUGUGUUGACGCUGCCCGAAAGGAUUGGGAAUUACGCUCAUGAAAUCAUCAGAUCUACGUCGACGCACCCGGACAACAUCCUCACUGCCGCCUCCAAUAUUUGCAAGCCCAUGAUGGUCGUCGGGCUGAGCAACAACAGAACCAUUAACAUUCCAAACCAUCAACUACCAGUGAACUCCUUCGAAAACACCCAUGCAAGUCAUGUUCCGAGGCUGCCUAUCUUCUUUGGCAACCUGAGUCAUGACACAUUCAGUUUUCACCACCAGCAGGCGGUGAAUCGUGUCACAGGAUCUCCUGAUCAUGAUAUCAGCGAUAUCACUAGCAUGCUGCUCCCGCGGGUGCUCAUAUCGUCUAUGACGGACGACAUCACCUCCGUAACCUCCGGAUCCACCUCCUUCUCCAAUUCUGACUCCCUCAGCCGGAGGUACUGGAAUCAAUCACCUCAAUCCAGCCCCAAGCGAGGACCAAGCGAUCUCGACCUGGUGGAGCUUGUCGCUAAACCUCUAGACCAAGCUCCAUACUUGCGAAAGGUAAAGCACCAUGCCAGCUCGGAAUCACUGAGGGUGAGCUCCAAUGUGUGCACGGUGCCCAACGUCUCAGAGAACGGGAUAGACAUACGUGGUAUCAACUUCCAUAGCCAUGGCCACCACGAGGCGGAGUCUAAACUUAUUCACAUCUGCAGCAAAAUGCGCUCCCAGUGGCAGCUUGGCUGCAUUGCCUUAGCCCACAGAAUGGGCGUAGUGGGUGCAGGAGAGGUGUAUGCAGUGGUGGCGGUGACGAGCCAGGACUUCUCACAGGCCACGAACGCAGUCAAUUUUGCUGUGGAAUGCCUCCAGAGUGAAGUAUCAGCCUUCCUGCAUCAAGAUGUCCUUCUCUAGCCCUGUCUCUUAUCUAGACGUUUCUGUUUAGUGGUCAGUUCCUAACACACGCAGAAGAUCUGCUUAAAAAGCAUUAAAACAAUUAGUGGCAAAAUGACAUUCUGAGAAGCUUUAAGUAAUCCACUAAUCCUCUGGUAUCCCUUAUCUC